Molecule: messenger RNA, 1109 nt
Organism: Pundamilia nyererei
Lineage: Eukaryota; Metazoa; Chordata; Actinopteri; Cichliformes; Cichlidae
Exons: 8
Coding region: 171-1109 (312 amino acids)
Source: RefSeq, a predicted model, not a curated record
UGCUCGUACUUAUUACUGGUUGCUUUAUGAUGGUGUCUCAAAGUUCCUGACACACUGGCGGAGACCGCCCUCCCCACCGCUCUCCUAAUAUGCUAUUGGCUUUUCCUUCCCUCCUCCAGGAUAAUGGUCGUCUGUGAUUGGCUCUUCCCGUGCCAAUCAUCAGUGAGACUAUGGGCGAGGACGAGGGCAAAGUUCGCCGGAGUUAUCGGCUGUCAAGGAAACUCACUUCUCACGCAACGGUUCGGGUCUUCUCACGUAGCCCACCAGUGUGCAGGAUGAGCAGCAGCCACCAGUCCCUGCAUUUCCUCAGUCUUCCUGACCCAAAGCAGCUGGUCUGCGUCACCCUGACUCUGCAGGAUGAGGGCGAGGAGCUGAGGAGCAAACAGAUCAGGACCUGCAGGGAGCUGGUUCUGCUGUUCUCUGAUCUUCUCGCUGCUCCUGCUCUGGACUCCUUUGCUGAUAUCACAGUGGUCAUAGCUACCUCCUUCUUACAGAACGGCAUCCUCCAGGUGUUUGGACACAGACACCGUCUGCAGCUGGGCUCUCCUCAGUCUGUGCUUCCAGGGGACCUCCAGCGUUGCCUGUCCUACUCUCUAAUCAGCAGACUGUCCCCCAGCUGGAACAAAGUCGGUCUCUUCCUCGUCUCAGGAAAAGACUUCCUGACUGAGAGCGGGAGGCUCAACGCUGUCAGCGUGGAGCUGAGUGUCACUGAGGCCCACAUGUGUUUCAGCAUUGAGGCCAGCGCUGUCCGACUGCCCCUGACCACCCUGGGGGACUUCGACCUGCCCCCGCUCGUGCUCCAGAGGUUAUGCAGUGACCGUGACUUCGUCGUCGACCUGGCCUCCACCGCAGGAGCCGUGUGGUGUCACGUCCUGCCCAGGUACGAUGACGCCACCUGCUGGACAAACUCAGGCAGCACCGAACAGCCGCUGCUCAUCACUGUAAAGAUUUGGAUGAAAUGUGACCUCAUUAAACUCCUGCUCUUCAAAGAUAGUAUCACAGAACCGUGCACAGACGUUUACAUCAUCGUUUCUGGGUCAAAACCAGAGGGUAAGGGAACAUUUGUGAAGACAUCCUUCAUGUCGUCAGAGAGGUCGUCACGCUGGUGA